UCUUCAUUCCCCCAGCUCCAAAAAAAAGAAAAAAAAAAAACCAAACAAUGGCUCUGCUACAUCGGUCCUUUCCCCCUCUUUCCCCGCCUGUAAUUCUUUCAUCCAAACACAAACAAUCACCCUCCAACUUCAACUUAUUUACACCUUCCACCCUUCCCCUUAACCGCCGUCAAUUCCCCUCCUUAAAACUAUCCGCAACUCUCGCUACCGAAUCACCCGCCGGUCCUGUUUCUGGAUCCCCAAAGCUCGUUUUAGAAGUAAAAGACUUAACGGCCGUCAUAACGGAAACCGGACAGAAGAUUCUAAACGGCGUUAAUCUUUCUAUCUAUGAAGGCGAGAUUCAUGCUAUUAUGGGAAAGAAUGGUUCCGGGAAGAGCACUUUUGCCAAGGUACUUGUAGGUCACAAAGACUAUGAAGUUACCGGAGGGUCGGUUGUUUUCAAGGGAGAGAAUUUGCUUGAGAUGGAAGCAGAAGACAGAUCGCUUGCUGGGCUUUUUCUAAGCUUUCAGUCUCCUGUUGAAAUCCCAGGAGUGAGUAACAGUGACUUUCUACAGAUGGCGUACAAUGCCAGGAGACGGAAGCUUGGUUUGCCAGAGCUUGAUCCACUUCAGUUUUAUGGUUACAUCAUGCCGAAGAUGGAGAUGGUGAACAUAAAGGCAGACUUUUUGAAUAGAAAUGUCAAUGAAGGCUUUAGUGGUGGUGAAAAGAAGCGAAAUGAAAUUUUACAACUUGCGGUGCUUGGGGCAGAGUUAGCUAUAUUGGAUGAAAUAGAUUCUGGAUUAGAUGUUGAUGCACUAAGAGAUGUUUCAAAAGCAGUUAAUGCACUAAUGACUCCUACGAACUCUGUUUUGAUGAUCACUCAUUACAGAAGGCUCUUGGAUUUUAUCAAACCCACAUAUAUCCACAUCAUGGAUGAGGGGAGGAUUUCUAGGACUGGUGACAUUUCAAUUGCUAGCAUUCUUGAGAAAGAAGGUUACAAAGCAAUGUCGACCGCAUAAUUUGAAGCUAGAAGGUUUUCAAUAUUAUUGAAGUUUUGGCACAUCAUUAUCCCUUCUAGACAUUUUUCGAGACUGCUGGAAUUACAAGUCACCUGAGAUGAUCACUCAAAGAUCAAAGAGAGAAUGUUCCAAACUGUGUCAACCAUUGCAUCAGUUAUUUGAGAGACACUUGAGGCACGGGUAGGUAUCUGGGUUGCUCUCUUCUUUUGUAUACUACAUAAACACAAUUAGUACCGUUAACAUCUGUUGUAUAUUAGUGUGAUUCAGUUUCCUAUCCCCAAUAAAACUCAAUUUUUGUGGUC
This is a messenger RNA of Erigeron canadensis, 1300 nucleotides long. Its product is annotated as ABC transporter I family member 6, chloroplastic. The record is from RefSeq and is a predicted model, not a curated record. NCBI's taxonomy places the organism in Eukaryota, Viridiplantae, Streptophyta, Magnoliopsida, Asterales, Asteraceae. The transcript is spliced from 7 exons. Gene Ontology annotation, molecular function: ATP binding; ATP hydrolysis activity. The coding region runs from base 48 to 998 and encodes 316 amino acids.